CGCCAUUUCUUACCUUUUACGCGGGGAGCCCCAGAGUCAAACCGAAUGUCUACCUAGACAACCAGUUAAAGUCAACCAGUUAAAGUAUCAUCCUAGACGUGUGCCAAAGGUCGGGCCAUGCUGCUGCGUCGUAUCUCGCUCGCCGCGGCCGCCGUCGCCAGCGCAAAUGCGCAGAUUCAACUUCGUUGGUCGACCGAUCUUGGAGGCAACGAGAACAGAACCUAUGGCCCUGACGGGCCAUGGCAGGCGCCACUUUUCAAACUCAAUGCCACCGAGAUGCCUCUCUGGCCAGGCGGCUCUGGUGUUUCUGAGAUCCUAACAACAUCCGUCGGUGGGGACUACACGCCGCGCGCUGACACCGUCAAGACGGGGAGGAUGAGGGCCAACUCCGAUGGCUGGUUCAGCAGUGUCUUCAUGGAGGCGGGCUGGUCGGGCAUGGAGUACUGGGACGGCAUGGUGAUCGAUUCAAGGAUGGGAACCAGUCACGAGAUCAAGGUUAACGCGACUUUGGUCGCCGCGACGGCAUGGAACAGCUCUACCCUCUCCAACACGACUGCCUACACACCGACGGUCGGUACACUAGGCCUCGGACCCAGGAGCGAGAGAAGCGACGACACAACUGUCCAAGGGAUACUCGAACAGCUCAAGACCUCGGGCGAUAUCGAUAGGACCGCUUUCAGCGUCCAGAUGGGGAGUGCCGCUCUCGAUAUUCCCGGCUCGUUGGUACUCGGUGGAUACGAGCAGAACAGGGCGCUCGGUCAAGUUGGCACAUUUGCACUCCAAGAUUCGACACCGAUGAUGUUUCUUAGGGAUGUCAUCUUCAACUUUCAGAUACGAAACCAGUCUUUCUACCCCCUCAAGUCGAAUGUGAGCUUCUGGACGAAUCCUACAGACCUCGGCAUGCAAUAUACCAAGUACGUCGGCGGCGCUGCUGGGUCAGCGGUCGUGAUCCCGAAUCCAGCUUCACCGUACAUCUAUCUACCGCCGGGAAUCUGCGAGGCUAUAGCAGAGAAUCUUCACAUGACGUAUCACAACAAAUCAGGACUCUAUCUUUGGGGUACUGAUCUAGGGGCUCAACUCUUCGUCAAUCAGUCAGCCUACCUCGGUUUCGUCUUGGCUGACUCGAGCGCAACCAACAUGACCAUCAAAGUCCCCUUCCAACUCCUUAACCUGACAUUGGAACCGCCCCUGGUCGAGCAAACGGCCAACUACUUCCCCUGCAAAUCCAUCGACUCUAGCUACGGCUUCUGGCAGCUUGGCCGCGCCUUUCUACAAGCCGCGUUCCUCGCCGUCGACUACGAAUCCAAUGUUACCUACAUGGCGCAAGCCCCAGGCCCGCGUAUGGAGCAGAGCAUCGUGAAGAAGUUUGACGGAGCGGCCAUCAACACCAACCCGGCCGAGUCAUUCGUCACGACGUGGGGAGACGCCUGGGACAAAGGACAGGUUUUUCAGAGCUUCCACGCCGAUGACAAGAGUUUAACGGCCGGAGAAAAGGUUGGCAUCGCAGUCGGGGUAGUAGGUGCGGUCCUCGUGGCGCUAUGGUUCUUGCGCCGUCGCAGAAAGCAGAAGAAGGGACCAGACUCCCCGCCGGAUGCCGUUGACAAGGCUUUUUUAUGGUUCAGCGAGAAGAGGGGCAAGAGUCAGAGGACGCAGGUGGCGAGCCAGACGAGCUCGAUGGCCGAGAACGGGGGAAACGGGGGGAUACAUAUGGCUUAUCAGGCGGAGCCAAAGGUUCUGAGGGAAGGGAGCCACGUCAACGAGUUGGAUUCGCGGUCGCCUCUCACUGAGAUGGGGACGCCGUUGCCGCAUGAGAUUGGCUCUACGGAUCAUCAUCCGGUCAGGCACGAGGCACCGGACGACCACAUGGUGUUUGAGCUGCCCGCCAGCUCCGAGAGAGCGAACAAGACACAAUAAUGGUGGAGGCCAAAUGGAGAUGGCCAGUGAUAAUAAACAGUUCCUAAGAUCGUUUGUGUCAUCACAUAAAUACAAAAUGUCAAUUUCUCUU
Colletotrichum godetiae is the source of this 2005-nucleotide messenger RNA. Its product is annotated as aspartic peptidase domain-containing protein. Bases 118 to 1914 code for a protein of 598 amino acids. The transcript has a single exon. The record is from RefSeq and is a predicted model, not a curated record. NCBI's taxonomy places the organism in Eukaryota, Fungi, Ascomycota, Sordariomycetes, Glomerellales, Glomerellaceae.